Molecule: messenger RNA, 2735 nt
Organism: Aphanomyces astaci
Lineage: Eukaryota; Oomycota; Saprolegniomycetes; Saprolegniales; Verrucalvaceae
Exons: 4
Biological process (GO): mitochondrial translation; protein phosphorylation
Cellular component (GO): mitochondrion
Molecular function (GO): ATP binding; protein kinase activity
Source: RefSeq, a predicted model, not a curated record
CCCCCAAAUAUCUUUUUGGACGCGGAGGGCACGGUCAAGCUGGGGGACUUUGGGCUUGCUACGAAACCGCCCAAGGAUGUCCGGGAAGGGUCACACGACGACGACGACGACGACGCGAUCUUGGACCACGUUCCGUCGUUGAACGUGAACCACUUGACUGACAUUCCAACGUACGAAAGCAUUUCCCGCGACCAAGCCGUGGACGACGACCACGACGGGGGCGUGCAGGACCUGACGGUCUCGUACGAGAGCUUGAACAUCACCGCGGGCGUGGGCACGGCGUUCUACCGCGCCCCCGAGCAGGAAAAGGAGGGCCAGCGGUACAACCAGAAGGCAGACAUGUUUUCUCUGGGGAUUUUGUUUUUCGAAAUGUGGUCGCCGCCGUUUACAACGUUGAUGGAGCGCGCAGAGGCGUUGAUGGAUCUGCGACAGCGUAACCAGUGCCCGAGUCAGUGGAAGGCGCCGGCCAACGUCCAGACAAUUGUCCACUGGCUGUGCGCGCCCAACCCGAGCAACCGGCCGUCCGCGGCGGAGCUCCUCGCGUCCAACUUGUUGCCGCCCAAGAUGGAAGUCGAGGAAAAGUACCUCAAGGAAGCGCUGCAGACGCUGGCCAACCCCAAGGGCCACUUCUUCGGGCAAAUGAUGCAGGCGCUGUUUGUGCAAGAACCAGUGGACCACGUCGAUUACACGUUUGACGGUGUGCACAAGCACAAGGCCAUGGCACUGUAUGCCGAAGGUCAUGGCCGAGUGUUUGUCCAGCGGCAUCUUCAGGCCGUGUUCGAACAGCACGGGGCGGUGGAGCUGACGACGCCGUUGCUGAUGCCCAAGCGUGCCAGCUGUGCGUUGCAUGUCAACCGAUGCGCUUUGCUCGACGCGGCGGGGGUCACGGUCAUGCUUCCGUUCGACUUUACCGAGCCGUUGGCGCGGUUCCUCGCGCGCAACAACGUGUCGCAGCUAAAACGGUUCCAUUUCGGCCGCGUGUUUCGGAAAAACGUGAGCGGCGGGCACCCGCGGGAGAUCUUCGAAGCCGAUUUUGACUUGGUCUGGGACGAAAAGCACACUGGCCGCGUGAUGGAGCUCGAGGUGCUGCACGUGGUCCGGCAAUCGCUCGAGUCAGUGGGACUGCUCGGCACGUCCUACGUCCGGCUAAGCGACGCCCGGCUGUCCCGCGGCAUGCUCGACCUGUGCGACGUCCCCCUAGCAACACGCCGGGAUGUUCUCAAAUGGCUCUCUCAGGAGUCCAACUUGCCGUCCGUGCCCACAAGUCGGUGGAAGUUUGUCGUACGCAAGAUGGCGGACGUGUCCAUCUCGGACGCGUCGUGCGAUCUGCUCAAGCACUUUUUCCACCUGCCGCCAGACCCGCUGGCCGCGCUGGCGUCGAUCGAGUCGUUUCUCGUGCUCACAAUGAACCAGUUGGGCCACCAUGACUUUGCCACGUCAUCCGACGCGUUUACAUCGAACAAGACAAAACGCGAACAAAAGCGCGACGCACAGCUAAAGAAAUCCAUCCACGACGCCCUUCUGGGGCUGCAAAACCUCCGCGCAUUGUUUGUUGACCUCAAAAGUGCCGUGGCACUUCGAUUGGACCUGGGGCUGCGCCAGGAAGCGUACACGUCUGGCCUCAUGUUUCAAGUCGUCAACAACCAGAACGAAAUCAUGGCCGAAGGCGGGCGGUACGACGCCCUCGUGGUCAAAUACAGACUCCCCGCGGCAAGGAUUCAGCUGCCGACGGUGCGCGCGGUGGGGGUCCGCUUCUCGGUGGAUCGCAUGGUGAGCUGUCUGGCGCGGCCACAAGUCGAAUCCCCUCUGAUUUUGGUCUGCUCGGACCCGGCCAUGCUGCACUCGCGGCUCGAAGUGGCCACGUUGCUGUGGCAAAGCGGACUCACGGCCGAGUUCUGGCACCCCGAUACCAAGGACUUGGAGGAGUACUGCACCAUGAUUGGCGCGCACUGGAUGGUGUUGGUCAAGAAGCACCUGUUGACGGAAAAACGAGCUGUAAAAGUGCGUUCGAUCAAGCACUACGACGGCGACGUGACGGUGCCAAUCACGUCGCUCGCGUACUUUUUCUCCGAGCACCAUCCGUCGUCUUCGUCGGGGCUGCAUCGUCCGCGGAGUGGCUCCAUGGCAACGUCGCUGUCGUGUGCGGGAGGGGCCAGUAGCGGCGGCGGUGGCGGUGGCGGCGGAAGUGCCGAUAUGAAGAACGGCGGCUUCGACAAGGACGCGCCGACGGUCAAAUUGAACGUCAAAGUGGUGGACCCAAAGCAGAACCAAAAGGACAAGCACCGGCAAAAGCAAGACGUCGGCCACGUCGAGCGCCAAGUGUCCAAGUGGCUGUCGUCAUUUUUGCUGCCGAAUGCGUCGCAUGAACCGACCAAGGUGCUGUCAGUGGACGUGCCGUUUGCGGUCCUACGAGACUUUGGCAGUCGGUUCAUGGAGGACCGAGGGACGGCGGUGGACGUAGUAGGGAACACGCGGUUUAAAAAGGUGCUCAAACUCGUCGUGGACGAAAUCGCCGAGCUCGAAGGCGCAGACUACUGGCGAGGCAAGCGGGAAAAGUACGUGCUGCUCCACAGCAGUUGCGACGAUCGGUACGAUAUGCUGUCGAUCACAGAGCUAUCGUCCAAGAAUCACCACCAUAAUCGAAGAUAGAGUUGAUCGACCAGGGCAGUAGUAAUACACGUAAAUCGAUCAAUACAAGGACUUUCGCGUUGUGGGGACACCGACUAUGAUUGUCG